Molecule: messenger RNA, 1883 nt
Organism: Rhincodon typus (whale shark)
Lineage: Eukaryota; Metazoa; Chordata; Chondrichthyes; Orectolobiformes; Rhincodontidae
Product: poly(A) polymerase gamma
Exons: 15
Coding region: 317-1759 (480 amino acids)
Cellular component (GO): nucleus
Molecular function (GO): RNA binding; poly(A) RNA polymerase activity
Source: RefSeq, a predicted model, not a curated record
UUCACGAUCCACAUCAAUCUUUUGUCUUUUGAUUUUGCAGGCUGUCGAAGAUGCAUUCGUUCCAGUUAUCAAAUUUGAACUGGAUAAUAUUGAGAUUGAUCUUGUAUUUGCUAGGCUAGCUUUGCAAACCAUUCCAGACAAUUUGGACCUCCGUGAUGAUUCUCGUCUGAAAAACCUUGAUAUUCGAUGUAUACGAAGUUUGAAUGGUUGCAGAGUUACAGAUGAAAUUCUUCAUUUGGUGCCAAAUAAAGAGAAUUUCAGAUUAACACUUAGAGCCAUUAAACUGUGGGCAAAAAGACGUGGAAUAUACUCUAAUAUGCUUGGAUUCCUUGGCGGUGUUUCAUGGGCCAUGUUGGUAGCAAGAACCUGUCAGUUGUAUCCUAAUGCAGUUGCAUCUACUUUAGUCCACAAGUUUUUUCUAGUCUUUUCCAAAUGGGAGUGGCCAAACCCAGUAUUGCUUAAACAACCAGAGGAUAGCAACUUGAAUCUGCCAGUUUGGGACCCACGGGUAAAUCCAUCUGACAGAUAUCACUUGAUGCCAAUAAUAACCCCUGCCUACCCACAACAAAAUUCCACAUUCAAUGUGUCUUCGUCAACUCGAACAAUAAUGAUUGAAGAAUUCAAGCAAGGUCUUGCCAUUACUGAUGAAAUACUGCAAAGCAAGACAGACUGGUCUAAGCUCUUUGAACCACCAAGCUUCUUCCAAAAAUAUAAGCACUACAUUGUAUUAACAGCAAGUGCAUCCACUGAAGAUCAUCACUUAGAAUGGGUUGGCCUUGUUGAAUCAAAAAUCCGUGUACUUGUUGGCAACCUUGAGCGAAAUGACUACAUUAAUCUCGCCCAUGUAAACCCACAGUCUUUUCCAGGCUUAAAGGAACACAACAAUCUGGGUGAUUAUGUUACCAUCUGGUUUAUUGGAAUAAUUUUUAAGAAGGUGGAAAAUGCAGAAAGUGUAAACAUUGAUCUGACACAAGAUAUUCAGUUAUUCACUGAUACAGUGUAUAGACAAGCAAAUAACAUUAAUAUGCUGAAGGAGAAAAUGAGAAUUGAAGCUACACAUGUCAAGAAGAAGCAGCUCCAUCAGUAUUUGCCAGCUGAAAUUCUACAGAAAAAGAAGAAGCAAAGCAUACCUGACAUUAAUCGGAACUCUUCUGGAAAUGUUGGAAAUCUAAAUCGCACGUUUUUAGAAGGAAGUCCUUUGGACAGUUCUAGGGAUACUGAUGUUGGCACCCCUUUUGGUUCUCCUGCAUUGUUACAAAAAUCUUCCAAACCAAAUACUCAGGGAACAGAGGACUUGCAGAAGUAUGGUAUUUCACCUGGAAAAAAACAAGCUUCAGAUGUAACAAAACUAAUGCCCAAUGAGUGCGAUUCUCCAGAAAAGCAACUUGGCCAAGGAAAGUCUAGGCCUGUUAUUGGUGCAAAGAAUGAUCCUAUUUCCACUACAAACUCCACUCCUUCUCAAGCACUCUGUUCUAUUCCCACUGUUGUUGGGCGCAGUGUAAUUCCUCGUUUGACAUCUCCAUGUAGCCAGCCACUGCCAAAUGGGACCAAGUUAAGCCCAAGUCCAAACAGCUCUUCAUCGAAAAGGCCUCAUUCACCUACAUUGGAAGAAUCUCCAAAACGGCUUAAAGAUCUCCCCUUGAUGUGUACUAUUGAGCCAGAUGAUUGUGCUUUCAAACAACCUUAUUCAUCAAAUGAAGAGGACAUACUGAAAUCUCGGAAAGAUGGACAGGUAGUGGUAACUACAGCUGAAGGUUGACUGCAAGGGUCUUGUGUCUCACUGGUUAAAACAUAGCAUACACUUGCAUUUAAGACUAGAUUGCACAGCUUUACCGUAAACUGGUGAACCUGUCAGUAAAUAUUCAUUUUUCUAUAAUCCUGUA